CGUUCCUAAAGAUUAGAACUGAACUGAAUACGAUUACAAUUGUUAUUGUUUUUGUGUUUGUGAAUUUGGUCAUAAGAAAAUAAUAUAUUUUAUAUUUCGUUUUCGUGCAAAUUUAUUUCUGAUUAUAAAUGUUAUUUAUUCUUUAACUUUAUUAUUCGGGAUUGGAAUUCAAUCUCUUCAGAAAAGAGCUCUGAAAUUUAUAACAUUUUCGGUGCAUCUUCUGCCAGUACCAAAUAUCUCAUCGAAGAACCAUUUUUACAGAACUGUAGAAAUAUAAAAUAUGGCGUCUACCAGUAGACCUGAUGAUUACCGAAGGAAGUGGGAUAGAGAGGAAUAUGAAAAAUUAGCCCAAGAAAAACUAGAGGAAGAUGAAUUUGAUUUUGAUUGGAAAUCAGAUAAACAGCCUCCUGUUCGUCGAGAAUUCUUAAAACCAAGAGAUUAUAGGGUUGAUUUAGAAUCAAAGCUUGGAAAAACAACUGUAAUUACAAAGACAACUCCUGCUUCUCAAACUGGAGGAUAUUACUGCAAUGUCUGUGACUGUGUUGUGAAGGAUUCUAUAAAUUUCUUAGAUCAUAUAAAUGGAAAAAAACAUCAGAGAAAUCUUGGCAUGUCAAUGCGAGUAGAAAGAUCAACUCUUGAUCAAGUAAAGCAAAGAAUGGAAAUGAAUAAAAGAAAGAGAGAAGAAAAACAAAAAGAAUAUGAUUUUGAACAGAGACUUCAAGAAUUAAAGGAUGAGGAAGAAAAAUUGAGAGAAUAUCGAAGAGAAAAAAGGAAGGAGAAGAAAAGAAAAGCUACUGAAUCAACUGAUGACUAUGGUGAUCCAGACAUGGCCGCAAUUAUGGGAUUCUCUGGCUUUUGUUCUUCCAAGAAAUAGUACAUAUUUUUUAUCAAGUCCCAAUAUGAUGUAAAUAUUUUAGUUCAUACUCUACAUUGCUCUUAUGUAUCAUAUUAAUAAAAAAAAGUUGUAAUAAA
Messenger RNA from Parasteatoda tepidariorum (common house spider), 972 nucleotides. Its product is annotated as zinc finger matrin-type protein 2. Gene Ontology annotation, molecular function: zinc ion binding; nucleic acid binding. Gene Ontology annotation, cellular component: spliceosomal complex; U4/U6 x U5 tri-snRNP complex. NCBI's taxonomy places the organism in Eukaryota, Metazoa, Arthropoda, Arachnida, Araneae, Theridiidae. The record is from RefSeq and is a predicted model, not a curated record. Gene Ontology annotation, biological process: mRNA splicing, via spliceosome.